Coregonus clupeaformis (lake whitefish) is the source of this 822-nucleotide messenger RNA. RefSeq names its product gamma-crystallin M2-like. The transcript is spliced from 3 exons. The record is from RefSeq and is a predicted model, not a curated record. Gene Ontology annotation, molecular function: structural constituent of eye lens. Bases 44 to 571 code for a protein of 175 amino acids. Gene Ontology annotation, biological process: visual perception; lens development in camera-type eye. Lineage: Eukaryota; Metazoa; Chordata; Actinopteri; Salmoniformes; Salmonidae.
CAGUGCUGCUGGUGAGUGGGAGGUGAGCAAUAACAAUAACAAAAUGGGGAAGAUUGUAUUCUUUGAGGAUAAGAAUUUCCAAGGUCGUAGUUAUGAAUGCAGCAGUGACUGCCCAGACCUGCACUCCUACUUCAGCCGCUGUAACUCCAUCAGGGUGGAGAGCGGCUGCUGGGUUCUGUACGAGCGCCCCAACUACGCAGGCUACCAGUACAUCCUGACCCCUGGGGAGUACCCUGACCACCAGCAGUGGAUGGGCUUCAACGACAGCAUCAGAUCCUGUCGCUCUAUCAAAAACGUCUAUGGAAAUUCCUAUAAGAUCAGAUGCUAUGACAGGCCAGAUUUCGCUGGCCAUAUGGCAGAGUGGAGUGAGGACUGCCCAUCGGUCCACGAAGCGUUCAAGUUCCGGGAGUUCCACUCUGCUGUGGUGAUGGACGGUGCCUGGGCCUUCUACGAACUGCCGAACUACAGGGGGCGCCAGUACUUCCUGGAGCGCAAAGAGUACCGUAACUUCACGGACUGGGGCGCCACCUCCCCUGUCGUGGGCUCCUUCCGCAGGAUCACAGAGUUCUAGAACCUUACAGCCUCUAGAGUUCUAGAGCCCUACGACGACCCCUUUCCCAGAAACCUCUCUGCAGUGCCUUAUGACACCCACCUCUGUGUGAGUGUUGCAGUCUAACAAAUAAAACCCUGUCUGAUCCGCACACACCCCGUUGUCUUCAUCAAUUUGACAUGGGAAUCACCGGGCAUACGUGUUUUCAAGUACUGUAUGUCAACACCAGUAGAUCUACUCACACUGUUUUCUUUAGUAAUCUUUGCCAGCAU